AUGCUCUGGACCUCUGGUCCUUUUUGUAGGGUACCAUCUGAGGCCCGGAACCUUUGCUCAACUCUCAGGCUGUCCAGGGAAGCUUUAGGCAGUGAUACCGAGCUACAGACCAAUAUAAGAGCUCGGGGCUGUGGCACUGAAGAGAGGAGGCGGCCGUUGGGAACUGAGGUGGGCCCAGGGCUUGAGCUGAGCUGGCGAGGGUGGAGGUGGUGCCGAUCCCACGCCGUGGUGGGGGCCAAGCUGCGGGCUGGAGGGAGGGGCAGCGCCGAGGGGGCAGGACGGAGGGCUCGCGGAGGAGGCCAACGGUUGGCCCCAACCGCCACUGACUACAGCCUGCGCCCGCCUCUUUUCGUUGCCGUUACCUCUUUCCGGCAAUCGACACGCUCUUCGCUUCUCGGGGCUUGUCUCCGUGUCCACCGUCUCUGUUGUUUCUCCCUCUCUAUCCUCCUCUGUCUUCGUCUCCCCAGCCUUGGGGCCGGUGCCUCUCCCGAGCUUCGGCGAAUGAGACCUGCGGACCUGCCGCCGCGCCCCAUGGAAGAACCCCCGGCGUCCAGCUCUGCCCGGACAGAGACGGAGGAGCCGGGGUCCAGUGCAGAGGUCAUGGAAGAAGUGACAACGUGCUCCUUCAACAGCCCUCUGUUCCAGCAGGAAGAUGACAGAGGGAUUACUUACCGGAUCCCAGCCCUGCUCUACAUACCCCCCACCCACACCUUCCUGGCCUUUGCAGAGAAGCGUUCCACGAGGAGGGAUGAGGAUGCUCUCCACCUGGUGCUGAGGCGAGGGUUGAGGAUUGGGCGCUUGGUACAGUGGGGGCCCCUGAAGCCACUGAUGGAAGCCACACUACCUGGGCAUCGGACCAUGAACCCCUGUCCUGUAUGGGAGCGGAAGAGUGGUUGUGUGUUCCUGUUCUUCAUCUGUGUGCGGGGCCAUGUCACAGAGCGUCAACAGAUUGUGUCAGGCAGGAAUGCUGCCCGCCUUUGCUUCAUCUGUAGUCAGGAUGCUGGAUGUUCAUGGAGUGAGGUGAGAGACUUGACUGAGGAGGUCAUUGGCUCAGAGCUGAAGCACUGGGCCACAUUUGCUGUGGGCCCAGGUCAUGGCAUCCAGCUGCAGUCAGGGAGACUGGUCAUCCCUGCGUAUACCUACUACAUCCCUUCCUGGUUCUUUUGCUUCCAGCUACCAUGUAAAACCAGGCCUCAUUCUCUGAUGAUCUACAGUGAUGACCUAGGGGUCACAUGGCACCAUGGUAGACUCAUUAGGCCCAUGGUUACAGUAGAAUGUGAAGUGGCAGAGGUGACUGGGAGGGCUGGCCACCAUGUGCUAUAUUGCAGUGCCCGGACACCAAACAGGUGCCGGGCAGAGGCUCUCAGCACUGACCAUGGUGAAGGCUUUCAGAGACUGGCCCUGAGUCGACAGCUCUGUGAGCCCCCACAUGGUUGCCAAGGGAGUGUGGUAAGUUUCCGGCCCCUGGAGAUCCUGCAUAGGUGCCAGGACUCUAGUAGCAAAGAUGCACCCACCAUUCAGCAGAGCUCUCCAGGCAGUUCACUGAGGCUGAGGGAGGAAGCUGGGACACCAUCAGAAUCAUGGCUCUUGUACUCACACCCAACCAGUAGGAAACGGAGGGUUGACCUAGGUAUCUAUCUCAACCAGACUCCCUUGGAGGCUGCCUGCUGGUCCCACCCCUGGAUCUUGCACUGUGGGCCCUGUGGCUACUCUGAUCUGGCUGCUCUGGAGGAGGAGGGCUUGUUUGGGUGUUUGUUUGAAUGUGGGACCAAGCAAGAGUGUGAGCAGAUUGCCUUCCGCCUGUUUACACACCGGGAAAUCCUGAGUCACCUGCAGGGGGACUGCACCAGCCCUGGUAGGAACCCGAGCCAAUUCAAAAGCAAUUAAUUGGCUUAGGACCCAAUUUCCAUAGAUGCAAAUGGCAGUUACAGCCAGGUUAACAGAAGCUACUGAAGUCUACAGAGAACCAAAAAACUUAAUAUUCUGUUCCCUACCUUUUUUCACUUCUCCGCCCUCAAAGAGCAAAAUGAAAAUUUUGCCUUAGCUACUGCGGUGGAAAGAGCACUGAACUAGGAGUUGGAAGACCAGGAUGUGGUCCUGGCUCUGCCACUGGCUUGCUUUUAGACCUUGGAUGUGUCACCUGAACUCUCUGGACCUCAGGUUUCCAUCUGUAAAAUGAGAGUAUUAGUUCUAAGAUUUCUCAUCUUCUCAUCCCUAGGACAAGCAUAGUGCCUGCAUGCUUCAUGAUCAGUAAGUCCUGGCUGCAUAAAGGACUCUGAUGUCAAAAUGGAAACCAGGGGACUUAUCUUUUCACAUGACUUACCCCUCAUCCAAGUGUGAGGUUACAAGCAGGUGUCAUGGCAGGAAGGAAGACCAGAUCUGUAUGAUUUGUUCCAUUUUUAAUAACAAAAAUAUCCACACCCUUUUAAUAAUGCUCAGAGCUCUGUAGGCUCUCUAUCCUAGAGGAAUUGAGCAAAACAGAAGAAUCAUGAAGUCUCCUACCUUCUACAGCUUUGUAGUUCUGCUUACCUUCUCUUCCUCAUCCAGAAAGCAUCAUUUUCUAGGGAAAACAAUGAGAAUCUCAAUGCCAGUAGUACUGGAUAAUAGUGCGUAUUGCUUCUGGUGGCAUUACCCUGAUGAUGGGCUGAAGUUCAUUUAUUAGGGUGGUUCCCAGUGGGAAAAGGACAUAGAUUAGGACUUUAAAACACUGGACAGAAUUUCCCACAGUCUCUGCCCUCAAGGAGUUCACCAGUUUAUGGGGCUAGAAGAGCGAGAAAAUUCAAGAAAAUAAAUGUAGCUGGUGGGAGAGUUUGUAGAUGUUGGGCUAUAUGUUGGGGUGAUGGUAGCUCCUGAUGUAAUUUUCUUAGUUGCAUCUUCAAUAUGCCUGGAGUCGUCUGUCCAAGGCUUGUCCAGGCUUCUGGGUUUCCCUUAAGUUUGUUUUUCUCAGGAUAUUGUCCUGGCCCAGCUACUCCUUUACCUGUGAGAAGAUCUUCACCAUUAGGAAGAUCUCUGGACCCCCAGAUCUCAGAAUCAGGCCUAUUUGUGUAGGCCCAUGGAAAUCACUACUUGUGAAGUAGGGAUGCCUUUUUGUCUAAUGGUUUUCGUGCUGAACUUAGUCCAUGCCGAGUCUCUCAGAUGAUACCACGUUGGUUGUUCUUACCUUAGAUUGUUUCCCCCAUAGCCUGUUAUUGCAACAGAAAUUCUAUCAUGAGAGAUUUAUUUUUUUGUCCCUAUUUUAGGAGUCUAAUGCUUAAACUGAUAUCAACUAAAUAUAUUUGGUGUUGUAUAAUGACCACAGAGAACAAGUCUUAGUCAUGAAAUAUAGCCUAGGAGGCUAGGGGUUACAGUUGCACUAGUUGGGUAGAGAGAGUCCUACAAGAUAAAAGUGGAGAUUAACUUUACCUACUUUAGCAGAUUGCUUAAGCCAUGGCUUAGAGUGGCUUUUAAAAAUCCCCUUAGCUUCUCCUACGUUUGCCAAGGUAAUCUUCCCAAUACACAAUUUUUCACUCAUGUAUACAUUUAUCUAAAUAUUUCUUGAGUGCCUAAUACAAGGUACUUUCUACUGCCAUUCCUUGGCUCUAAAUCAUUUGUGGUUUUCCAUUGCCUAUUAUAAUGUAAAGAUGUUUACAUUUAGCCUGACAUGUAGGACCUUCCAGCUGUUGGGUGAAAUAAUGCACACUUUCCUCUACUUCCUUAUAUGAGGCCCACUGUCAGGGAAAACCUCUGUCAAGUUGGCAGGUGGAGGGUGGUAGAAGUCUAGGGAUGGGCAGGGUUGGUGCAGGGAGGAAUUGGGGAAAGGGAGAGGAUUAAAAGGGCAGCCCCCUCCUGAGUGGUAGAAACCCCUUGUUCAGCAAAGCUUUCCUGAACACUGUACUGCAAGUGGAUAGGAAUAGGGAGGAUGGCCAAGUCAUACAACCAGGGCUAAAGGAUGAAAAGAACGAGAAUAUCAACUUCUUUUUUUUUUUUUUUUGAGACAGAAUCUCACUCUGUCGCCCAGGCUGGAGUACAGUGGCACAAUCUCAGCUCACUGCAGUGUCCGCCUCCUGGGUUCAAGCGAUUCUCCUGCCUCAGCCUCCUGAGUAGCUGGAAUUACAGGUGCCUGCGACUACGCCCAGCUAAUUUUUUGUAUUUUUAGUAGAGACGGGGUUUCACCAUGUUGGCCAGGCUUGUCUCGAACUCCUAGCCUUGUGAUUCGCCCGCCUUGGCCUCCCAAAGUGCUGGGAUUACAGGCGUGAGCCACUGCGCCCAGCCAAGAAUAUCAACUUCUUUAAGGCUACUCAAGAAGGGAGUCAAGGCAGGGACCUUGGUCUGUGCCAUUGUGACCCAGAGAAGUCUAAUACCAGUACUCAUAAGAGGUCCAUCUCUAAAUUGCCCUCCUCUUACUUCUUCCCCCUGCCUCAUGUUUUUUCUCUUUAAUGACUAGCAUGGAAACUCUUUAAUUGGGGCAGGCCUGUGUGCUUAUCUCAGGAAUAGUAAGAAAAGGGGGUUGGGAACAGGGGAGAUCCAGAAUAAAGACUUGAGAAAGGGACAGAGUGGGUAAUGGCAGCUGUGAAGAAAAAGAACAGAUCAGAAGAGUCCUGGCACCUUAGGAAGAGAAAGUGUCACAGACACGAGGCCUAGGCUAGAGAUGGUGUAGGUGGUAGCUGCUGUGAAGAAGAAAUGACAACAGAUUGGAGCUGUUCCCUGAAACCUGUGGGAAGGAAGAGAGACCUGCACAGGCCAGCACUUAGCUUGUGGAGAAGGUCCUAACCCAACACUGCAACUUUAAGCUGGCUUAACUUGUCCAAGUUCCAGAUGACCAACAAAGACAGCUAUAGACACUCCAACUCUGUGCCAAUUACCCAAGGCCUUCAGGGCCCUGGGACUUAUUCCAUGAUACUGGUACCCUAACUGAACCCAUUUCAGCCACUCAGAUUGAUAGGGUGGAAAAGACAGGGCAGGUGGUAGCAGCUGUGAAGAAAAGAGGAAAGCAGAUGGGUGGCCUAUAAUCUACAGGCAUGUAGAGAGGACUACAUAGGCCUCCGUCCUUUGCCCUCAGGAGCCCCCUUCCUGUCCCUUGGACUCUUACAAUGGAUCCUUCCAGCACACAUGGCCCAACACUGAGAGUGCAGGAAGCAUGGUUAGGGGCCUCCUGCUGCUGGUAUGUACCCAGGCCAGCUUCCUGCCGACACAGCCUACUGGCUGUGUUCAUGUUCUCACUAUUCACCUCAGGCCAUUGUCUAGGUACUUAAUUUGGACUUGUUUCCCCUGGUCACCAGUCUCCCCUCAGAUAUUCACAGGACAUCAAGCAGCUUCAGCCAUGGGUAAGAGGCUUUUCACUCUGCCUGUUGGGUAGCCCAGAGGACCCGCAAAGGUCAACCUGAGUCUCCACAGCCUCCUCCCCAGGGCAGUAGGAAUUGAUAUCUCACUUUCACCAGGUUAGGCUUCUCACUCUUCUCGAGUAGGCCAUAAUCCGCCUCUUCAGUAGGCCAUGCAUCUGUCUCUGCAGUGCCAGAAUUCACAGUCUGGGCCUCCCUUCGGUCCUUACCAUAGGCUGCCGUGUAUUAUUGUCUAUGUUGUGCCCUGUAGGCCUCUGCUAGGCUGUGAACUCCUUGACUGACUCCUCACUGUGUCCUUUUUACCUUGAAUCACAGUGGCUUAUCUAAAAAUAUAAGCUUUUUUUCUGUCAUAUUCUGAAUUCCCUGAAGGUAAGGACUAUGUCUGAUUCCUCUCUUUGUUCUCUGCACCCAGUGUAGGGCCUGAAACAGAGUAGCCAACAGUAAAGAUACACUGAAUGAAUGAAUGAGUCAAACAUCCUCAGGAGCUAAUUGAGAAGGCUAGGGGGAGUUGCGCUGUAGGGAGAAGGAUGUUGCAUCCAUUUGUAGAUUGUGUAGCAUUCAAAACUGCUGAACACUCACCCUCAAUGUAUAUUCUCUGUUCUGGCCUGCUUCCAGGUCAGUUACACUACUUCCUGGGAUGGGCCUUUCUCUGGGGUAAGCUUGGUUGUCCCUAGCUUUCCCAAGGAUCACAGCCCAAAAGGCGCAGUGGGGAAAAUUUAUGGCCUAUUCGAGAAGAGUGGGCACCCUAAUCAAGCCAAGCCUUGAUUUGGGGUUCUUACUUCACUGGUAUUUUCCCUCUGUCCGCAAUUGGAUUUUCUAUAGUUACUACUUUUCCAGGCCUCCAAGGAAGAUUCUGAGGCUCGAUGUGUUCUGACUGUGUCUUGGCUUUGUGAUGCUGAGUGCCAGAAAUACUCUGUACUAUAAAAACUACCAUUGUUCUUUGAAACAACAAAGAGGAAUAAAGAACUUAAUUCUGGUGA
Molecule: messenger RNA, 6298 nt
Organism: Nomascus leucogenys (northern white-cheeked gibbon)
Lineage: Eukaryota; Metazoa; Chordata; Mammalia; Primates; Hylobatidae
Gene: NEU3
Product: neuraminidase 3
Biological process (GO): oligosaccharide catabolic process; ganglioside catabolic process
Cellular component (GO): cytoplasm; lysosome; membrane
Molecular function (GO): exo-alpha-sialidase activity
Source: RefSeq, a predicted model, not a curated record